Molecule: messenger RNA, 1434 nt
Organism: Epinephelus fuscoguttatus (brown-marbled grouper)
Lineage: Eukaryota; Metazoa; Chordata; Actinopteri; Perciformes; Serranidae
Gene: vgll4l
Product: vestigial like 4 like
Exons: 5
Coding region: 108-920 (270 amino acids)
Biological process (GO): negative regulation of DNA-templated transcription
Molecular function (GO): transcription coactivator binding
Source: RefSeq, a predicted model, not a curated record
AUUACCUUUCCAAUACAAUCUAUAACUGAGGCUCAUUGUGUCCUGUAAGCUCCGGCAGUCAAGGUGUUCUUCUGUAUUUGGCUUCACUCAGGCAAAAACAAGGAGCCAUGGCUGUGGCUAACUUCCAGUACAUUACCCGGAUGAGCAGUGGCUUCAAGGUCUACAUUUUAGAGGGUCAGCCCCAUCUCAGGAGCGAAGACAGAUACAGACAUUUUGCAAACGACCGAGCUCGAGCCCCAACUGUGCAUCCAGUCAAACGCAAGCACAGCCACGACAGAGGUCUGACAUUGGAGGAAAGGCGAGAGCGGGCACUGAGCAGAAGCAGUGGCAAAGCUGUCCAGAGAGCAGCACCAGCACCGGCAGUGUUCAACAGGCCACAGAGCCCCACAUCUACCUGGAGUCCAACACCCAGCCCCACCAGUCCUCUGCCUGCCCAUGUGUACUACGCGCCAGUUAUGGAUGAACCGCUUGCCCUCAUCAAGAAACCCAGAAAAGACCCUGAAAGCACAGAGGCAAAGACUACGAGCUCUGCUACCACUCAACUCCAGAUGCGCCCCUCUGUGAUCACUUGCGUCUCCUCAUCAAGAAACCCCUCCUGCAGAUCUGAGGUCCACAGGAGCCCCUCAUCAGUUGUUUCCAAAUCCAACUAUGACCACGUUGUUGAGGAGCAUUUCCAGAGGAGCCUUGGCCUGAACUACCAGAAAGCUCGCUCCCAGCAGCUCUCCAUCAGCGUGUCUGUGGACGACCACUUUGCCAAGGCUUUGGGAGACAAGUGGCACCAGAUUAAAUCCAAGUCUUCCUCCUGUUCUUCCACACCUCCCAGCAGUCCAAGUGUCACUCACUCCCCCACCUACAGUCUGUCCCACAAAGAUUCCACCAGCAGCUCAUCGCCCACUUCCAGCCGCUGGUCUGUCAAUUAAAGCAGAAACGGCCUCUGAUAGAGACUGUGACUUUUAACAUUUCACUGCGUGCAGCUCUGCUUGGCGAGCAAUGGAAAUGCCAGCGCUUGUGUUAAGAGGGCGAGCUAACAGAUGCAGGAGUGCUGUCACUUUGGACCUCCAUGUGUCCGAAUCUAAGACACGCUGAUGCAGAUGAAUGUAGCAAUAAUUGGGAUGUCCAUGUUUUGUUACAUUUCUAUCCUCUGCUUGUCGAUAGCAUCUGAAUACCUGAGAUAAUAUAGAUGGUGAUGUGGGAUGAUUGAAAAAAAUCAGCCAAAUAAUCCUUAACAUUUCUUUGAUUUUGUGUCAUUCUGUUAAUGCUGCCCGAAUGCCACAGUUUCAUUGUACUGUAUUAUAUUUAUGUUCUGAUAACAUAUGGGUUCCUUAUAGUCUAAAGGACUGGCCUGUCUGCUGUAUAAUAUUGUGCUUGUCAGCUGUACACAAAAGAGAUUUUUAAAAAGACGUUGAAACAAUAAAAAUAUGAAAAAUCCUUUAA